Messenger RNA from Babesia sp. Xinjiang, 597 nucleotides. RefSeq lists its product as uncharacterized. Lineage: Eukaryota; Apicomplexa; Aconoidasida; Piroplasmida; Babesiidae. The record is from RefSeq and is a predicted model, not a curated record. The transcript has 3 exons. Bases 1 to 597 code for a protein of 198 amino acids.
AUGUUUAAAAUGCAGUCGUUAUUGUUAUUUUUACUUUUGGCUUCGCGAGCCUUUUGCGAUACACCCGGUGGGCAAGACGUUCCCUCCGAUAGACACUCAACUACCGCCAUGCAUACUCCACGACGUACGUCCUCCAUUAUAUCAAGAGAAUGCGCUCGCAUCUACGGAAGCGGAUUGCGUGUUUGUAGCGCUGUGCACGUCAACGCUGAUGCGCCCAGGAGCAGUAGAUGCAGUGAAAUAUCGUGCAAGUCGGAAUGCUGCAAAGCCGCCAGCAUUUGUCAAAACUCUAGCUUCCUGUCAUUGACAACAGAAGAAUGUAUUAGUUCACGUCUGAAACGAGAUAUGAAAGAAUGUUGUGUGGUUGGCGAAUCUAAAGGUGCAACCAUGGUUUAUGCCGGAGGCGCUGUAGGCGCCAUGAUUAUUAUAAGUGGACUCUACUUUAUCGUCUCAAUGGGAUCAACGAAAGUGAUAAAGGGUGAGAAACCACCGGAGGACGAUUCGGAGGACAGCGAUAAAUUAUACGAGGCUAAGAUGCCGCACAUGGAAGUAAACCAGCUGAUCGCCACGGACGGUGACGACGUUUUCUGGGAAGACUGA